Cooperia oncophora is the source of this 567-nucleotide messenger RNA. The record is from the annotation of a GenBank genome assembly. NCBI's taxonomy places the organism in Eukaryota, Metazoa, Nematoda, Chromadorea, Rhabditida, Trichostrongylidae.
AUGCUGAAGAGGCGAUCGGCGGAUAUUCUUCGAAUUCCCGUAUACCCUUCAAACGAGCCUUUGCAGAGCCGAUUUGACGAGGAUAUUCAUGAGCGGGUGAAAAGGUCUCCCAUCCCACAAGACGACGGUCUCGAUCCUCGGUCGAAAACUGCGAAACACAGGAAAAAAGGCUGUUAUGCAGCGACAACGAUGUACACUAUGACGAACACUCAAGUGUUACCAGGCGAUGGAGACAGUCUUCGAAUGAAAACAAUACGAAAUCGGGUGAAACCGAUCAGCGACGUGGGUGAUGAUGAAGAUAUGCUUGAGAUUGACAUCAAUUCUCCACCGCUUGUCUACAUAACAAAGAUUCAGAAAAGAGGAGAAGAGAUAAAGCAAGAUGACAAGGAGUUCAUAGAGAAGCCAAGGAAGAAAGGUAAAGGAAAAGGAAAGAAGAAAAAGAAGAAACUUCAACAGUCAUCUCCUGCUCCGAUUGAGGAAACUACAAAUGUGCCAAAGAAACAAAAGGGACAUCGAAAGAAGCAGAAUAAGUUGAACAAUCGUACAGGUACUUACUCUUUGCUGUAA